Molecule: messenger RNA, 920 nt
Organism: Caenorhabditis elegans
Lineage: Eukaryota; Metazoa; Nematoda; Chromadorea; Rhabditida; Rhabditidae
Gene: sdz-31
Product: SKN-1 Dependent Zygotic transcript
Exons: 2
Coding region: 26-814 (262 amino acids)
Source: RefSeq, marked reviewed
UCACAUCAUUCCUUCUCUCCACAUAAUGUCUUCUAUUACAGUAUUCUCUGUUAUUCUUAUUUUAACCAUCUUUCCUUUGGUUUUCACUUCCGGUCACUUGCGUCUAGAGUUUACGUCUUCUGAGAAUAAGUUCUUAAGACUUAUCACAGAUUAUAGUAACGAGACUUUACAAUUGACAAUGGGAGAAAAGAAAACUUCAAGUUUUCAUCCAACAAACGAGCAAGAUACUAUCAGAAUUGGCUUGUCAACUCUAAAUCGUGAUCCUGUUUUCUACAAGUUCAAACUUGAAAAUACUGGACAGCAUCUCCGAAACAUUUUCGACCAAGAUGAUGUUGUCGUGUUCAUCCAGUCAGUUUUUGAGUGCGACGAAGGAUUUUUCGGAUCGAAAUGCCUACUCAAAAAAGCUCCAAGCACUUCGACGAUUGCUUCUAAAAUGACUUCAACAACUACAAUGACAACUACAACAACAACAAUCACUACUUCAACGGAAUCUGAAAAACAAGCAUCAUCGAAAGGAGCUGGUUUAUCAAUGGGUCUUGAACAUUAUAACAGCAUCAUCAUCGUUGUGCUAGUGAUCAUCAUCAUAACACUUCUCAUUCUAAUUGCCGUUUUCGCUGUUCUCCUCUUUUCGUCUCGCUCACAAAAUCAACACAUCAUUAUUGCUGGCAGAAAAUCCGCAUCUAAAUGCAAGAAACUUGACUUUGAGGGAUUCGAAGGAAAGAGUUUUGAACGUUCAAAUGAUUUUCAAUAUGAGGAGCCACGUUACACAGCAGCACCAUUUGGAUCAUUUUUCAGCAAGCAAUCGGAAUAUUAGAAUGGCAAUUUUUACGUUCAAAUUUUUAAAUGUUUCAAUUUUUAUUUUGACAACUUACUUUGUAAUUAUUAAUGAUUUCUUGUUUAAUAAAUUGAUUUGAGCCUAA